This is a messenger RNA of Cannabis sativa, 2859 nucleotides long. Its product is annotated as general transcription and DNA repair factor IIH helicase subunit XPD. Gene Ontology annotation, molecular function: damaged DNA binding; DNA helicase activity; hydrolase activity, acting on acid anhydrides, in phosphorus-containing anhydrides. Lineage: Eukaryota; Viridiplantae; Streptophyta; Magnoliopsida; Rosales; Cannabaceae. Gene Ontology annotation, biological process: nucleotide-excision repair; transcription by RNA polymerase II; positive regulation of mitotic recombination. The coding region runs from base 171 to 2447 and encodes 758 amino acids. The record is from RefSeq and is a predicted model, not a curated record. Gene Ontology annotation, cellular component: nucleus. The transcript has 12 exons.
UUGUUUCAAGGUAUGUAAUUGUAUGUAUUGCUUGAAAUAUGAAUCCCCGGCAAGCUGAUACUCUCUUGUGCAGUAUUGAACAUUGAGUGAUCCUAAAAACCCAGAUAGAUUAUCCUAUAAAGCUUACAGCUUUUGGAGGAAGAAGACCUCUGAGAAGAGAAGAAACCGCCAUGAAGUUCCAGAUUGAAGAUGUGACGGUGUACUUCCCCUACGACCACAUAUACCCAGAGCAGUACGCUUAUAUGCUUGAACUCAAGCGAUCUCUAGACGCGAAGGGCCACUGCCUCCUUGAGAUGCCCACCGGCACUGGUAAGACCAUUGCUCUCCUCUCCCUCAUCACAAGCUACACUCUCUCUAAGCCCCAAACUCCACUCAAGCUUAUUUACUGUACCCGAACCGUUCACGAGAUGGAGAAGACCCUUGCCGAGCUCAAGCUCCUCCAUGACUACCAGCUCCGACACCUCGGUCCCCAGGCCAAGAUCCUUGCCCUCGGCCUCUCCUCCCGCAAGAAUCUCUGCGUCAACUCUACCGUCCUCGCCGCUGAGAAUCGUGACUCCGUCGACGCCGCCUGUCGCAAGCUCACUGCGACUUGGGUUCGGGCAUUGGCUGCUGAGAGCCCUGACGUCCCCACUUGCGACUUCUUCGAGCAGUUCGAUAAGGCCGGUCCCGCUGCUGUGUUGCCGCCUGGGGUUUAUACAUUGCAGGAUUUGAGGGCUGUGGGAAAGGAGAAAGGAUGGUGCCCCUACUUCUUGGCACGACAUAUGGUGCAGUUUGCCAAUGUGAUUGUUUAUAGUUAUCAGUAUUUGCUUGAUCCGAAAGUGGCUGGGAUUAUCUCCAAGGAAAUGCAGAAGGAAUCUGUUGUGGUGUUUGAUGAGGCUCACAAUAUUGACAAUGUGUGUAUUGAAGCACUUAGUGUUAGUGUGAGGAGGCAGACGCUUGAAGGGGCAAGAAGGAAUCUUAAUAAGAUGCGUCAGGAGAUUGACAGGUUCAAGGCCACUGAUGCUGGUAGACUGCGUGCUGAAUACAACCGGCUUGUUGAUGGUUUGGCACAAAGAGGAAAUCUUCCCAUAUCAGACACUUGGCUUGCAAACCCUGCCCUACCAGAUGAUAUUUUGAAGGAAGCUGUGCCUGGUAAUAUACGCAGAGCAGAGCAUUUCCUGCAUGUUCUACGUAGAUUGGUUCAGUAUCUAGAAGGGCGUCUAGAGACUGAAAAUGUUGAGAAAGAAGGGCCCAUUGGAUUUGUUUCCUCCAUUAUGACACAUGCUGGAAUUGACCAGAAAACGUUAAAGUUUUGUUAUGAUCGCCUGCACUCACUCAUGUUGACAUUAGAAAUUACAGAUACAGAUGAGUUCUUACACAUCCAAACAAUAUGUGACUUUGCAACACUUGUGGGAACAUAUGCCCGUGGUUUCUCUAUAAUAAUUGAACCUUUUGAUGAGAGAAUGCCUCAUAUUCCUGAUCCAGUUUUGCAGCUUAGCUGUCACGAUGCUUCUCUUGCAAUAAAGCCUGUGUUUGAUCGAUUUCAAUCGGUAGUGAUUACAUCUGGAACCCUUAGCCCAAUUGAUCUCUACCCCCGUCUUCUCAAUUUCAAUCCAGUUGUCAGUCGAAGUUUUACAAUGUCCUUGACUAGAGAUUGCAUAUGCCCAAUGGUUCUCACUCGUGGAAGUGAUCAGCUUCCAGUAAGUACCAAAUUUGAUAUGAGAAGUGACCUGGGUGUAGUAAGAAACUAUGGGAGACUCUUGCUGGAGAUGGUAUCUGUUGUUCCAGAUGGCAUUGUAUGCUUUUUUGUCAGUUAUUCUUAUAUGGAUGGAAUAGUAAAUAGUUGGAACGAGACCGGCAUUCUAAAGGAAAUCAUGCAACAUAAGCUUGUGUUUAUCGAAACCCAAGAUGUGGUAGAAACUACUUUGGCUCUUGACAACUAUCGUAAGGCUUGUGACUGCGGGAGAGGUGCUGUCUUCUUUUCUGUUGCGAGGGGAAAAGUAGCUGAAGGAAUAGAUUUUGAUCGCCAUUAUGGACGACUUGUCAUCAUGUUUGGUGUUCCUUUCCAAUACACACUUAGCAAGAUUUUGCUUGCACGAUUGGAAUAUUUACGGGAUACUUUUCAAAUAAAGGAAGGGGAUUUCCUGACAUUUGAUGCUUUGAGGCAAGCAGCUCAAUGUGUGGGCCGAGUUAUCCGCUCAAAGGCUGAUUAUGGCAUGAUGAUUUUUGCAGACAAAAGGUAUAGUCGUCAUGAUAAGCGCUCAAAAUUGCCUGGAUGGAUACUCUCACACUUACGUGAUGCACACCUGAAUUUGAGCACAGACAUGGCUCUUCAUAUAGCUCGAGAGUUUCUUAGAAAAAUGGCUCAGCCAUAUGACAAGGCAGGUAGCAGUGGUAGGAAAACCUUGUUGUCUCAAGAAGACUUGGAGAAGAUGAGUGACCGAAUAGUAGAAGAAAUGUUGUACUAAGGAUUCUUUCGCCACCCCUUCAAUAGCCAGCAUUUUGAUAAAAAAUUGAUCAAUCGGGUCAUUUUAUACUCUCUCUACUGCGAGAAUUCAGCUGACCGAGUUUCUGAUAUUUUUACAUCCAGAGAUGUGAGGUUCAAGCAAAAAAAUUUUUAGCAGCAGAUCAUGAGAAUGAGAAUGAGAAUAGCAGUGAAACACCUGAGUGUGAUUUUACACCUUUCUAGUUGCACAUUUGAUUAAUAUAUAGAUUUUCAAGCCGAUCAUGCUUUUGGUGUAUAUUUUGUUUUUUUAUUUAAAAUUUAUGUUAGUUUUGUUUUAUGGUUCUCAAGCAUUUUAAACAUUGGAGGGAGUUCAUGUCGAGAUGGCAUAUACUGUCUUAAAUAACUUGCAAGUCCAAUUGUUUUAUGGGAGAAAA